AUGGAAUCAAACAAUACUCCUAACAGUCAGUCUCAACCCUACUUUAGCCUUCUUAACUUCCCAUAUGACAGCUUUGCUCCCAAUGUAAACAUUGGUUCCUAUCAAAUCCCUGCUUUUAGUUCACAACCAAGUUCACAGCCGAGUCAACCUCCUAGUCAAUCAGAAGAGACAGCAGAACAGCAUAGGGAGAGAAGGAUAUGGUCCACACAAGACGACUUAGUCCUAAUAAGCGGCUGGUUAAACACAUCGAAGGAUGUAGUAGUUGGGAAUGGGCAACAGGCAGGGUCCUUUUGGAUCCGUAUAGGAGACUAUUACGAAACAAGUAGUCAUGUCCGUGGUGGUGCUGAGCUUAGGCGCCCUGACCAUUGUAGACAAAGAUGGCAAAAAAUCAGUAAGGAAGUGAGCAGGUUCUGUGGAGCUUUUGCAGAGGUAGAGGGUGAGAAAGCUAGUGGCAUAAACGAUGUAGAUGUUUUACAAAAUGCUCACCAAAUCUACACUAAGCUGUACAAGAAGAAGUUUGGUUUGGAGUAUGCUUGGAAUGUGCUACGCUAUGAACAGAAAUAG
Camelina sativa (false flax) is the source of this 564-nucleotide messenger RNA. Its product is annotated as glutathione S-transferase T3-like. Lineage: Eukaryota; Viridiplantae; Streptophyta; Magnoliopsida; Brassicales; Brassicaceae. The record is from RefSeq and is a predicted model, not a curated record.